Messenger RNA from Xenopus tropicalis (tropical clawed frog), 1148 nucleotides. RefSeq lists its product as uncharacterized. The record is from RefSeq and is a predicted model, not a curated record. Bases 321 to 1148 code for a protein of 275 amino acids. Gene Ontology annotation, cellular component: cytoplasm. The transcript has a single exon. NCBI's taxonomy places the organism in Eukaryota, Metazoa, Chordata, Amphibia, Anura, Pipidae.
UGAACAGCCUCUACGAUCCUCUUGGGUUUGUAGCACCUGUAACUAUAAAGGGUAAGGCACUAGUUCGUGAACUGUCAUCUAAAAAAUGUGAUUGGGAUGCAUUACUCCCACAAGAAAAACUACAUGAGUGGCUUCUAUGGAAGGAAUCCUUGCAAGCUUUGGAACACAUAGAGAUACCCCGGUGUUAUGUGUCUACUCCCCUGUCAGCAGUAAGUAGAAAAGAACUGUAUGUAUUUUCAGAUGCAUCCAACACAGCGAUAGGUGCUGUAGCCUACUUGAAAACAAUUGAUGUCUGCAAUAAAUUUUCGGUUGGAUUUGUUAUGGGGAAGUCUAAGUUAAGCCCCAAACCAGCACACACAAUUCCACGUCUGGAACUAUGUGCGGCUGUUCUAGCAGUAGAGUUGUACGAGCUCAUCAGAGAUGAAAUAGAUAAAGACUUAGAUGCUGUGCGAUUCUUUACAGAUAGCAAAACUGUACUAGGUUAUAUCUGCAACACCUCCAGAAGGUUUUUCUUGUAUGUUGCCAACCGAGUGAAUAGAAUCAGGCAAGUAACCCAUCCUGAUCAGUGGGCUUAUGUGCCAACAGAACAAAAUCCUGCAGACUAUGCUUCAAGGCCUACAAAAACUAUUCAUCUGCAGAAUUCUAUAUGGUUCUCAGGCCCUCCAUUUCUCUACCACACAGACAGAGAGGAGUUAGGCAAUUCAGCAGAAAAUUACCCACUUAUAGAGCCUGAAGCUGAUCCUGAAAUUAAACCUACAGUUGCAAUGCUCCUGACUCAGAAAGUGAACUCUUUGUCAGCCCCUUUUGGUAAAUUUGAAACAGCAGGACUUCAUGUAAAACAAUGGAAGCAAGUUCAAAAUCUGGCUGAUACUUUCUGGAAGAGAUGGAAAAGAGAGUACUUGUCCAACUUGCAAAGCCGCAGAAAGUGGACCCAAAGUCGCCCAAACAUCCAAGUGGGUGAUGUCGUGUUAGUGAAAGACAGUCAAGAAAGCAGGAAUGAAUGGCCUGUGGGACUCAUCAUCAACACUCUGCCAAGUAGAGAUGGCAGAGUUAGGAAAGUGGAAGUAAAGAUUGUCAAACAAGGGACUGCCAAAACGUAUAAAAGGCCAAUUUCAGACAUUGUUGUUGUUGUUUCUGAUAAUACUUGA